Messenger RNA from Moneuplotes crassus, 761 nucleotides. NCBI's taxonomy places the organism in Eukaryota, Ciliophora, Spirotrichea, Euplotida, Euplotidae. The record is from the annotation of a GenBank genome assembly.
UGCUUCUUGGUAGAGCAAGGUUGUUGAAUGACUUCUUUAAGCAAGUAAGAAGUAAAAAUGCUGUCAAGCACAGCGUGUUUUAACAACGACUGAGUCCAAUACAACUGGUUCAUUUCUAAGAGAACAAUCGAUCACAUAAGAGGCAAAGUACUCAGCUUUGAGGAAGAGAAGGAGCCUGACCUAGGUCAGCAAUCAUCCUUUACUCAAGUCUUUGCAUGCAUCCAAUAACAACAAAAUACUUGACCUCUACAUUAAGACACUCCAAAUAUUUAAUUAAUUACUCUUUAGAAUCUUAAUGUGCUAAAGAAUCACAUACAGCAUCCAAGAAUAAAGGAGCAUCUGAGAAAUCCAGUGUUUCGUUUUGAUUGGUCGUUUUAUUCUGGAUUUUUAAGGAAAUGGAUAACCAGAGAAGUAAUCAUAUUAAUAAGAAGCUUGAGUAUCCCGAUGCUUAUAACCACAUAAGAAAAUAUUGUAAAGCUAAUUAAGCCUCAAUAUUAAUUACUCCUUGCAUUUAAACGAAAAUAUGCUCAGGCCCAAUAAUUCCUUCUUGCCUUCUCCCUCUCUGAUAUCCCUCUACUCCACUAUAGCUUCCUUUACCUACCCCCAUUGCUCAUCCCCUAAGUUUCCUCCUCUCAAUAUUUCCAAAUACCUCUGGUCCUCCUCCGAUUUGUCUUCCAUCCCAAAUCCUUCUCUUUCACUAACAUCCCGAUCUAACUUCUGAUGACCUAUUUUCAGUUCCGAAGGACCAGGAUUCUUGGAUA